CGAGCAGCUGUCCUACCUCCGCAAGAAGGGCCCGCUGCCCGGCCCGUCGCUCGUCGUGCCGUUCCUCGGCAGCGCCGUGCGCAUGAUCCGCGACCCCACGGGGUUCUGGGACGCGCAGGCGGCGCGGGCCAGGGAGUCCGGCGCCGGCCUCGCCGCGGACUUCCUGUUCGGCCGCUUCAUCGUCUUCGUCCGCGACUCGGAGUUGUCCCACCGCGUCUUCGCCAACGUCCGCCCCGACGCCUUCCACCUCAUCGGCCACCCCUUCGGCAAGCGCCUCUUCGGCGACCACAACCUCAUCUACAUGUUCGGCGAGGACCACAAGGACCUGCGCCGCCGGAUCACGCCCAACUUCACGCCGCGCGCGCUCUCCACCUACGCCGCCAUCCAGCAGCGCGUCAUCCUGGCCCACCUCCGGCGGUGGCUCGACCAGAGCGCCGCCACCGGCGAGGCCAUGCCGAUUCGGGUGCCCUGCCGCGACAUGAACCUGGAGACGUCGCAGACGGUGUUCGUCGGCUCCUACCUCUCCGAGAAGGCCAGGGAGCGGUUCGCCAAGGACUACGCCCUCUUCAACCUCGGCCUCAUGUCCGUCCCCGUCGACCUGCCCGGGUUCGCGUUCCGGCGCGCGAGGCUGGCCGUGGCGCGGCUCGUGCGCACGCUCGGGGAGUGCGCGCGGAAGAGCAAGGCGCGCAUGCGCGCCGGCGGCGAGCCGGAGUGCCUGGUGGACUACUGGAUGCAGGAGACGCUGCGGGAGAUGGACGAGGCCGCGGCGGCGGGGCGGCCGCCGCCGGCGCACACCGGCGACGAGGAGUUCGGGGGCUUCCUCUUCGAUUUCCUGUUCGCCGCCCAGGACGCGUCCACGUCCUCGCUCUGCUGGGCGGUCUCCGCGCUCGACUCCCACCCGGACGUGCUCGCCCGCGUGCGCGCCGAGGUGGCCGCGGCCUGGUCGCCGGAGUCGGGCAAGCCGAUCACCGCCGAGAAGAUCCAGGGGAUGAGGUACACCCAGGCGGUGGCGCGGGAGGUGGUCCGGCACCGGCCGCCGGCGACGCUGGUGCCUCACGUCGCCGGCGAGGCGUUCCAGCUGACGGAGUGGUACGCGGUGCCCAAGGGGGCCAUGGUGUUCCCGUCGGUGUACGAGUCGUCGUUCCAGGGGUUCGCCUCGCCGGACGCGUUCGACCCGGAGCGCUUCUUCUCGGAGGCGCGCCGGGAGGACGUGGCGUGCAAGCGCAACUUCCUGGCCUUCGGCGCCGGCGCGCACCAGUGCGUCGGCCAGCGGUACGCGCUGAACCACCUCGUGCUCUUCCUGGCGCUCUUCGUGUCCGUCGCCGACUUCCGGCGGGACGGCACGCCGGGGUGCGACGAGCCGGUGUACAUGCCGACCAUCGUGCCCAGGGACGGCUGCGCCGUGUACAUGGAGCAGCGCUGCCGCACGUUCCCAUCCUUCUGAGCUGGUCCGUCUUGGGUCCGUCCUCUUGUCCCCUUCGCCCUCUGCUCUCGCCCCUUCCUCUUUCAUGUCGAUGUGAUGAGUUGUUGUCCAGCGCGGGUUGGUCCAUUCAUCAGUUUAUUGUUUUGUUUGUCAUUGGUUUGCUGCUGGCCGGCGGGCCGCAUGCGUCAUGUGCUGAUUUUAUUGGGGUUAAAUUGGCCAUGUCUGAAAUCUGAAAUGGAAUUGCACGAUUUGACUAUUUUGCUUGACUGUUUCUAGUCUUGGUCUCCUGUUUGGAUAACUCAUCGGUACGACCAGUCUAAGCUUAGGUCACUUCGGUUUGCAUUUUUGUUGUUGAUGAAUACACAGUAACAGCAUGAGCAUCCUGCGAAUUAA
This is a messenger RNA of Triticum aestivum (bread wheat), 1816 nucleotides long. RefSeq names its product cytochrome P450 710A1. Gene Ontology annotation, molecular function: heme binding; monooxygenase activity; oxidoreductase activity, acting on paired donors, with incorporation or reduction of molecular oxygen. Gene Ontology annotation, biological process: sterol metabolic process. Lineage: Eukaryota; Viridiplantae; Streptophyta; Magnoliopsida; Poales; Poaceae. The record is from RefSeq and is a predicted model, not a curated record.